Molecule: messenger RNA, 1602 nt
Organism: Otolemur garnettii (small-eared galago)
Lineage: Eukaryota; Metazoa; Chordata; Mammalia; Primates; Galagidae
Gene: SLC48A1
Product: solute carrier family 48 member 1
Exons: 3
Coding region: 57-497 (146 amino acids)
Biological process (GO): heme transport
Cellular component (GO): plasma membrane; lysosomal membrane
Molecular function (GO): heme transmembrane transporter activity; heme binding
Source: RefSeq, a predicted model, not a curated record
CACUCCACCUGUGACUGUCGGCCGCGCUUCCCGGGGCCGCCCGGCGCCGCAGCCCCAUGGCCCCGUCCCGGCUGCAGCUCGGCCUCCGCGCCGCCUACUCCGGCGUCAGCUCCAUAGCCGGCUUCUCCAUCUUCCUCGUGUGGACGGUGGUCUACAGACAGCCCGGGACCGCGGCCAUGGGAGGGCUCGCAGGUGUGCUGGCGCUGUGGGCCCUGGUGACGCACGUGAUGUACAUGCAGGAUUACUGGAGGACCUGGCUCAAGGGGCUGCGCGGCUUCUUCUUCGUGGGGGUCCUCUUCUCUGCAGUCUCUGUGGCUGCCUUCUGCACCUUCCUCACGCUGGCCAUCACUCAGCACCAGAGCCUCACAGACCCUACCAGCUACUACCUCUCCAGCGUCUGGAGCUUCAUUUCCUUCAAGUGGGCCUUCCUGCUCAGCCUCUACGCCCACCGCUACCGGGCUGACUUUGCGGACAUCAGCAUCCUCAGUGAUUUCUGACCCAGGGAGUGAGGGCUCUGCACCCUGGGGGUCCUCAGGACCUGAACUCAGUUUCUGAGACAUUGGGAGGGCCUCAUCUCACCCCCUGGAGACAGUACACAACAGGACUGUGGCCUCCCAGGGAAGCUAUGAGGCCUGUCCCCUUGGGAAAGACCUGGGAGCAGUGGGAAAUGCUGGUCUUCAUCAGAGGCCGGGCUGGAGGGCAGCUCUAUACCUUCUCAAAGGCAUCUGUUUUCUUAGCACUCAGAAAGGAAUAAUUGUGGGUCAAGAGGUAGAGCCCUGAGAACUUGACCUAUGCCUGGGGCAGGGGUUUCCUCCCUGCUGGCCCAGGUACUGUUCUUGAGGCCAGGUGGGAACACGGGGAGGUCAGUGAGUAAGGAGUCUCAAAGAGACCUUUCAAGUUCCCACCCUCCGGUCCCCCUAACCAGGGUCAGGUAGCUUAACUCAUUAGUCCCAGAGAUGGCUACAUUGGGCUCUUUACCCAAAGCCUGAGGGGCUGAGUAGAGAGUUUGGUGUCCCUUCUCCAUCAUCACAUCCUGAGCUGGUUUCCAUGAGUGUGCUAAGAACCAGAAGCCAUCAGCCUCUCCCUGCCACCCCUGAAGUACACAGAGGCAUCCUCACACCCUAGCACAGGACUUCCCUAACAAGGCCAGACUAAGGGUCACAGGGAAUGUGCUCCUGUCCCCAGGAAGGGCUUUGGGGAAGGGGGCAACAUGGUAUAGGCUAGGAGCCCCCUGAACUAUACUGUGUACUCCCAGCCCUGAAUUUCUACUCUGCCUCUUCAGAGUGCCAUUGCACCCAGACCCUUGACCAUGAAGUACCUUCUUUCCCACUCCAGCCCCUGUUCACUGCCAUUCUACUAUAACUUUUAUCUUUUUAAAUCUCCCUUCUGAAGGAUAAAAAUCUGCUUUUCUGCCCAUACAUCAGCCCAAGGGCUCACCUAACAAGGAGGGAGGGGCCUGUUGUUACCUAGAUCUUUUUAUGUUAAUUUGCCAUUUUGCACGGUCUACCCUUCUCCUGCCAGUGUGUCCCGACCCUUAGCUCUCUCUGCCUUAUCUGUGUCACCGUCACUUUAGCAGAAAAUACAGCAGCCAUUUGUAUCAGA